This is a messenger RNA of Aspergillus puulaauensis, 1089 nucleotides long. Its product is annotated as aldo/keto reductase. The transcript has 5 exons. NCBI's taxonomy places the organism in Eukaryota, Fungi, Ascomycota, Eurotiomycetes, Eurotiales, Aspergillaceae. The record is from RefSeq and is a predicted model, not a curated record. Bases 1 to 1089 code for a protein of 362 amino acids.
AUGGCCCCAUUCGAAGUCGUCCCCGAGCGUGUUCGACAGGCCAUAACAGACACCAAGGUUACCUACCGUCGGGUUGGGGGUUUGGUCAUCUCCAAUCCAAUUAUGGGAUGUAUGGGCAUUGGAAGCUCUGGAUGGUGGGACUGGGUGCUUGACGAAGAGCCGGCGCUGGAACUACUUCAAUACGCAUUCAGCCGAGGUAUCAACACGUGGGAUACAGCAAAUGUAUACUCAAACGGUUGCUCUGAGGAGAUCAUCGGCAAGGCAAUGCGCCAAUACCAGAUUCCGCGUCGCAAACUUGUUAUAAUGACAAAAGUGGGCCGAAUCAUGGCUGACGAAAACAACAAAAACGAUGUGGUGGCGUUCAUGAGCAAUUUGGGAGUGGAUUGCAAAGACUACACGAACCGCGGAGGUCUCUCUCGAAAAGCAAUCUUUUACGAAGUCAACGAGUCCCUGCGCCGGUUGGGUACCGACUACAUCGACGUGCUACAAAUCCACCGCUUCGACCCGAACACUCCACCAGAGGAGACGAUGAAGGCUCUGCAUGACCUCGUCACGAUGGGAAAGGUCCACUACAUUGGUGCAAGCUCGAUGUGGGCGCACGAGCUGGCGCGACUGCAGUUUAUCGCCGAGCGCAAUGGCUGGACCAAGUUUGUCUGCAUGCAAAACCACUACAAUCUCCUGUACCGCGAGGAGGAGCGUGAGAUGAAUCGAUUUUGUCGCCAGCAUGAGAUUGGUCUUAUACCGUGGGCUCCUAUAGCCUCUGGUCUUCUUGCGUGUCGCUCCGAUGAGUAUGGCAAGACACGAAGAACGGCGUCGGAGUCCAAGAACCCACGGUUCCAGUACGUAGAAACAGAUCGGGACCGCGAAAUCAUCAACCGAGUAGCCACUGUCGCCCAGCGCCGAGGAUGGAGUAUGACGGAUGUCUCGCUAGCUUGGCUGAACAGACGAGUUACUGCGCCUGUGCUCGGCUUCACCAGUACAGCCCGUAUCGACGAGGCACUUGCUGCACGGGGAAAGGCUUUGACAGAUGAGGAAGAGGCGUUCCUGGAAGAGCCCUAUACCGCGAAGCGAAUAAUGGGACACCUUUGA